Messenger RNA from Ipomoea triloba (trilobed morning glory), 3264 nucleotides. RefSeq lists its product as uncharacterized. Gene Ontology annotation, biological process: proteolysis. Gene Ontology annotation, molecular function: aspartic-type endopeptidase activity. The record is from RefSeq and is a predicted model, not a curated record. The transcript has a single exon. Bases 1 to 3264 code for a protein of 1087 amino acids. Lineage: Eukaryota; Viridiplantae; Streptophyta; Magnoliopsida; Solanales; Convolvulaceae.
AUGGCCAGCGUGGAAGAUAUUCGUGUGUCGGACACGACCGAGGAACGAGGGGUGGAACCCGUCCCAUGGGGGACAAGCAAGAAGCGCGAUCAAAGCAAGGCAAAGGAGGUUGCCGCUUUGGAGCAGCUCGUGGGGAACUUUGGGGAGAAACUCGAGAUAGUCGAGGAGAAACUCGAGAGGGCCGAGUUUAACUUCAAGACGCUCGAAGAACAUGUGAUUGAAGAAUUCGACAAGGUAAAGGACGAGCACCAAACGUUAGAGGAUCGUUUCGAACAAUUCGAGGAGAAAGUAAUGACCAUGCUCGAAUCCUUACAAAAUAGCAUUGAGAUAAUGCGUGAAGACCUUGCGUUGUGCAAGAAGGCCGCUGCGAGCGGAGAAGUAAGCACUUCGUCGUCAAGCACAAGAAUAGAAGUUCCACGGCCAACAUGUUUUAAAGGCGUAAGGGACGCGAAGGAAGUCGAGAAUUUCCUUUGGCAAAUGGAACAAUAUUUCGAAAAUCUAAGCCUCAAUGAGGAUGCGAAGAGGAUUAAAGCCGCUGUCCCAUACCUUACCGAUACCGCCAUGCUUUGGUGGAGAAGAAAGCAUUCCGAUAUCGAACGUGGAACUUGCCGCAUAAACACGUGGGAAGAUUUCAAAAAGGAGCUCAAGCGACACUUCUAUCCCGAAAACGUGGUCUAUGAGGCUCGAAGGAAAUUAAGGGAAUUAAAGCAGCGAGGACCGAUUCGAGAUUACGUACAAGAGUUCACUACUCUUAUUCUUCAAAUCCCUAAUCUUUCCGAAGAUGAUCUCUUGUUCCACUUCACCGACGGGUUACAACAAUGGGCCAAACAGGAAGUACAGCGACGAAAUGCUCAAACAGUGGACGAAGCGAUUGCCGUCGCUGAGUCCCUAAUUGACUUUCGUUCUCCAAGCAAUUUUGAUCCGUCGAAAAGGAGGGACAAGUAUCCGGCUAAAGGUGGGGGAGAGCGAACAAGAGACACCCAACGAAGGGCACCAACUAGGAGCUGGGACAGAAACGCCGCACGAAAGGAGUAUGAGGAGAAGAAGAAUGCUUUCUUGUCAAAGAUGGCGUGUUUUGUAUGUAAGGGGCCGCAUCCCAUGAGGGAUUGCCCAAAGCUCGGAUCUCUCUCCGCCAUAUUAGAACAACAUGAGGCCAAGAUGCAAGAAGAGGAGGAGGCGAGCAAGAUGGGGUCGCUCCAACUCCUUAAUGCCUUAAAUGCCAAAACAAUGCCGACGACAAAGAGUAAGGGGCUAAUGUACGUCGAAGCAUUGAUAAAUGGUAAACCCACUAAGGCCCUCGUCGAUACUGGAGCAACCCACAACUUUAUGACCGAGGAGGAGGCACGGAGACUUGGCCUACAUUGGACAAAGGGAGAGGGUUGGCUCAAGACAGUAAACGCGAGGGCUCAACCGCUUCAUGGCACAGCUCGAGGCGUCGAGUUGGGCCUAGGCACUUGGAGGGGCUUAGUAAAUUUUUCCGUGGCACCGAUGGAUGAUUUUAAAGUUGUACUUGGGAUGGAUUUCCUACGACAAGUUGCUGCCAUCCCCAUGCCAUCGUUCAGCACCAUGUGCAUUUUGGAGAAGGGAUCUCCAUGUAUGAUUCCCACGGUAGAAGCGCCUGAGAAGAGAGCGAACGAGGCAGCCCAACUAUCCGCUAUGCAAGUUACAAAGGGCAUCAAGAAGGGCGAGCCAACAUUUCUAGCAGUACUUGACAUGGAUGGCGAAGGCAAAGAGGCGUCAGUCGUUCCACCAUCAAUUCGAGUGGUCCUUGAUGAAAAUAAGGAUGUAAUGCCCGAGAGGUUGCCAAAGGAGUUACCACCAAGACGAGAGGUGGACCACACCAUUGAGCUAGAGCCUGGAGCGAAGCCACCUGCCAGGGCGCCCUAUCGCAUGUCGCCCAAUGAACUCGAGGAAUUAAGGCGACAACUCAAUGAGUUGUUGGAAAGCGGCAUGUUACGACCGUCGAAAGCACCAUUCGGCGCACCAGUGUUGUUUCAAAAGAAACAUGAUGGAUCGUUGAGGAUGUGCGUCGAUUAUCGAGCACUUAAUAAGGUAACAAUCAAAAAUCGCUAUCCCAUCCCCUUGAUUGCCGAUCUUUUCGAUCAACUCGGAGGAGCCAAAAUCUACACAAAAAUGGAUUUGCAAAAAGGAUAUUACCAAGUCCGAAUUGCGGAAGGAAACGAGCCCAAGACGGCAUGCGUCACCCGGUAUGGUUCUUUCGAAUGGAUGGUUAUGCCAUUCGGAUUAACCAAUGCCCCAGCGACGUUCUGCACGUUAAUGAAUAAGAUUUUUCAGCCGUACUUGGAUCGAUUCGUGGUCGUGUACUUGGAUGACAUAGUGGUCUACAGCAACUCUAUCGAAGAACAUGUGGAACAUCUACGAACGGUCUUCCAAGUACUUCGUGAAAAUAAACUAUACGUGAAGCAAGAAAAGUGCACCUUUGCAACAGAAGAAGUACACUUUUUGGGGCACAUCAUUGGGCAUGGGAAGCUCAAGAUGGAUCAAGCCAAAGUCAAGGCGAUCCUAGACUGGGAGGCACCCACGAAAGUAACCGAACUUCGAUCGUUCCUUGGCCUAGUAAAUUAUUAUCGGCGGUUCAUCGAAGGAUACUCUAAGAGGGCAGCGCCAUUGACGGACUUACUCAAGAAAGGAAAGACUUGGGUUUGGUCCGAGGAUUGUCAAAAGGCUUUCGACGAUUUAAAGGCCGCGGUAAGCCAGGAACCUGUCCUUGCCCUACCCAACUUUACGAAACCAUUUGAGGUCCACACCGACGCGUCAGAUUUUGCUAUUGGUGGAGUCUUAAUGCAAGACAUGCAUCCAAUAACGUUCGAGAGCCGCAAGUUAAACGAGGCCGAGCGACGUUACACGGUACAAGAGAAGGAAAUGACGGCCGUAGUACAUUGUCUUAGAGUGUGGCGUCACUAUUUGCUUGGAGCACACUUCACCAUUAAAACAGACAACGUGGCCACGAGUUACUUUCAAACUCAAAAGAAGCUGUCUCCUAAACAAGCCCGAUGGCAAGAUUUUCUUGCGGAGUUUGAUUACUCAUUAGAGUAUAAGUCGGGCAAAGCCAAUGUAGUGGCCGAUGCCUUGAGCCGAAAAGCAGAAUUUGCAGCAAUAAGUCAUGCAAAGGGGGACGUAAUUGACCGAAUCAAAGAAGGACUCCAACAUGACCCCUUGGCCAAAGAGUUGGUGAAGUUAGCACAAAGUGGCAAGACGCAACGCUUUUGGGUAGAAGAUGACUUGCUCUAUACUGAGGGGUGA